Molecule: messenger RNA, 1173 nt
Organism: Tympanuchus pallidicinctus (lesser prairie-chicken)
Lineage: Eukaryota; Metazoa; Chordata; Aves; Galliformes; Phasianidae
Gene: CUNH4orf33
Product: chromosome unknown C4orf33 homolog
Exons: 5
Source: RefSeq, a predicted model, not a curated record
AUGAGAGCUUGGACAGAGGAGGCCCCUGAAGAAGGACCAGAGCGCCAUCUAUCGACAGCGAGGAACCAGUGUCAGGCAAAAGGCAGAGAAGGGAGGGAGGACGGGCUCAAAUGCGUUCCCCUAUUAACGAGGAGUGAUGCGGACCUGGGGAGUCUGUCCUCGCGGAUCCACUGGUGUAGCAAAGCUGGAAGGGGCUACAGUGAAUAUUACAGCAGAAAUUUAGGUAAUUUAGCAAAUUCAACAGCUGGAGCUCUUUAUCACUUGAACUGGAAGGAAGAACUUCCCUUAGAAUUUGAUGUGACCAGAAUGGAAAUCAAAUGGAAGAGUAGAGCUCAUCUUCCUUCUAAUUAUUUUCCACCAGGCACUAACAUGUCCAAUACAAUUUUUGCAAUUCAUGGCUCAGGAAUGGGGUACGAGAUUUUCAGAAACAGUGUUUACAUUCCCAGAAAGCAUGGAAAAAACCCAUUAGUUAAACCUACUGAGAAUGUUGUAAGACAGUACUAUGAAAUUGACAUGAUUUUUUUCUCCUUUAUCUAUUGUCAUUCCCUGGAACUUUUCCAAGAAUUGAGCCUGAAAGUACUAAUGCAAUAAGAUUGGUAGCAGCCUGAAUCUGAUAUAUGGAAUUCUUACACUAAUUAGCAAAAUGGAUUGAGGCUUAGAUUUUUGAUAGCGUUAAGUUUGGAUGAAGCUGUAUAAGAACAAAUUAUUUGGUGCAGAAUUCGUAAGUAAAAGCUUUUAUUGACAGCAAAAGCAUUAAUCAAUUAUAAAACCAACAGUAAAAUAUCCGGGCCAGUUGCUUUUAAAUUGUGAAGUGUGCAACUGCCAAUCUGUCAGUUCAUCUGGGUCUGGAGCUUUUAACCCAUGCAGCACAGACGAACUGACCCUUUUGAUAAGGGGAAAAUUGUGCUUAAAUUACGGUUGAGUUUCCAUGAGAGCUCUAAGACUGAUAAGACAAGUAUCUGGCGUGGAAUCUGUUUCUUGUAGUUGCUGCAUUUCUGCUGUGUUUUCACCCUGUUUUGUUUCUCUUGAUCGCUGAAUGUAAACUUGCAUGCCUACAUCUUUUUUUUUUGCAACCAGGAGUGAGAAUGCCUCCUCCAGGAACAUAAUUGUCAUGGCUUUUUGUAAUCCAGUACUCACACUGCAAGAUGCUGUGCAGAUAUCCUUGGAAUGAGA